Molecule: messenger RNA, 5533 nt
Organism: Antechinus flavipes (yellow-footed antechinus)
Lineage: Eukaryota; Metazoa; Chordata; Mammalia; Dasyuromorphia; Dasyuridae
Gene: XPO4
Product: exportin 4
Exons: 23
Coding region: 93-3548 (1151 amino acids)
Biological process (GO): protein export from nucleus
Cellular component (GO): nuclear pore; cytoplasm
Molecular function (GO): nuclear export signal receptor activity
Source: RefSeq, a predicted model, not a curated record
CGCGCGUGAGAUAGCCGGGUCCCUGCCGCGAUUGGCCGGCCGCGGCGCCCGCUCCCACAAUGCAGCGCAUGGCGCGUCAUUGAAGAGAGACCAUGAUGGCGGCGGCGCUGGGGCCCCCAGAAGUGAUCGCUCAGCUGGAGAACGCGGCCAAAGUUCUGAUGGCACCACCUUCUAUGGUCAAUAAUGAACAACGCCAGCAUGCAGAACAUAUAUUCUUAUCAUUUAGGAAAUCAAAAUCACCUUUUGCAGUUUGCAAGCAUAUCCUGGAAACUAGUAAAGUGGACUAUGUCCUUUUUCAAGCUGCCACAGCAAUAAUGGAAGCAGUUGUUCGAGAAUGGAUUCUUUUAGAAAAAGGUAGCAUCGAGUCACUGCGAACAUUCCUUUUAACCUAUGUCUUACAAAGGCCUAACCUUCAGAAGUAUGUUCGGGAGCAAAUUCUGUUAGCAGUAGCAGUAAUAGUAAAACGAGGAUCAUUAGAUAAAUCAAUUGACUGCAAAAGCAUUUUCCAUGAAGUCAGCCAGUUGAUAAGCAGUGGCAAUCCCACAGUGCAAACUCUGGCGUGUUCCAUUCUAACGGCACUGUUAAGUGAGUUCUCAAGUUCAAGUAAAACAAGCAACAUUGGACUAAGUAUGGAAUUUCAUGGUAACUGCAAAAGAAUUUUUCAGGAAGAAGACCUUCGACAGAUUUUCAUGUUAACUGUUGAAGUGCUGCAAGAGUUUAGCCGACGGGAAAAUCUAAACGCUCAAAUGUCUUCAGUGUUUCAGCGUUAUCUUGCACUAGCAAAUCAGGUUUUAAGUUGGAACUUUCUUCCACCGAAUUUGGGUAGACAUUAUAUAGCUAUGUUUGAAUCCUCACAAAAUGUGAUGCUAAAGCCAACAGAGUCCUGGCGUGAGACCCUCUUGGAUAGCAGAGUUAUGGAUCUUUUCUUUACAGUACAUCGUAAAAUCAGAGAAGAUUCAGAUAUGGCACAAGAUUCACUUCAGUGCUUAGCCCAGUUAGCUUCUCUUCAUGGACCCAUCUUUCCUGAUGAAGGUUCUCAAGUGGAUUACCUGGCACAUUUCAUUGAGGGAUUACUGAAUACCAUUAAUGGAAUUGAAAUAGAAGACUCUGAAGCGGUGGGGAUCUCCAGCAUUAUCAGCAAUUUGAUAACUGUGUUCCCUCGCAAUGUUUUAACUGCCAUUCCAAAUGAACUCUUCUCUUCCUUUGUUAACUGCCUCACACAUCUCACUUGUUCUUUUGGGCGAAGUGCUGCGUUGGAAGAAGUGCUUGAUAAAGAUGAUAUGGUGUACAUGGAAGCAUAUGACAAAUUGUUGGAGUCCUGGUUGACUUUGGUUCAAGAUGACAAACAUUUCCAUAAAGGCUUCUUUACCCAACAUGCAGUUCAGGUCUUUAAUUCCUACAUUCAGUGCCACCUAGCAGCUCCAGAUGGUACAAGGAAUUUGACCGCUAAUGGUGUAGCCUCACGUGAGGAAGAAGAAAUAAGUGAACUUCAGGAAGAUGACCGAGACCAGUUUUCUGACCAACUAGCCAGUGUAGGAAUGCUAGGAAGAAUUGCUGCAGAACACUGUAUACCUCUUCUUACAAGUUUAUUAGAAGAUAGAGUAACAAGACUCCAUGGCCAGUUACAGAGACAUCAACAACAGCUACUUGCCUCACCUGGUUCAGGUGCCAUUGAUAACAAAGUGCUUGAUGAUCUAUAUGAAGAUAUUCACUGGCUUAUUUUAGUUACAGGCUACCUCUUAGCUGAUGAUACUCAGGGAGAGACUCCGUUAAUACCUCCAGAAGUAAUGGAAUAUUCCAUUAAGCAAUCAACUGAAGUUGACAUUAAUACAACACUUCAGAUCUUGGGAUCUCCAGGAGAGAAGGCUUCUUCCAUCCCAGGUUGCAACAGAACAGAUUCUGUAAUUAGGUUAUUGUCUGCCAUACUAAGGGUUUCAGAAGUUGAAUCUCGAGCAAUAAGAGCAAAUCUAACACAUCUACUUAGUCCACAAAUGGGAAAAGAUAUUGUUUGGUUUCUGAAACGAUGGGCAAAAACCUAUCUUUUGGUGGAUGAAAAACUGUAUGAUCAGAUAAGUCUGCCAUUCAAUACAGCAUUUGGAGCAGAUACAGAAGGUUCUCAGUGGAUUGUUGGCUACCUCUUAGAAAAAGUCAUCAGUAACCUUGCAGUAUGGAGUAGUGAGCAGGAUCUUGCGAAUGAUACUGUACAAUUACUGGUUACAUUGGUGGAAAGAAGAGAAAGGGCAAACUUAGUAAUUAAAUGUGAAAAUUGGUGGAAUUUAGCAAAACAGUUUGCUAGAAGAAGCCCGCCUCUUCACCUCUUAUCAAGUUCUGUGCAGAGAACACUUAUGAAGGCUUUAGUUUUAGGAGGUUUUGCUCAUAUGGACACAGAUACAAAACAGCAGUACUGGACGGAGGUUCUACAGCCACUUCAGCAAAGAUUCUUGAAUGUGAUAAAUCAAGAAAAUUUUCAGCAAAUGUGUCAAGAAGAAGAGGUCAAACAAGAGAUAACUGCCACAUUAGAGGCACUGUGUGGCAUUGCUGAGGCUACUCAGAUUGAUAAUGUAGCAAUCCUCUUUAAUUUCCUGAUGGAUUUCCUUACCAAUUGCAUUGGACUGAUGGAGGUUUACAAAAACACCCCGGAAACUGUUAAUCUCAUAAUAGAAGUCUUUGUUGAAGUUGCACAUAAACAGAUUUGCUAUCUGGGAGAGUCCAAAGCUAUGAACUUGUAUGAGGCCUGCCUCACUCUGUUGCAAGUGUAUUCCAAGAAUAAUUUAGGUCGGCAGCGGAUAGAUGUUACAGCAGAAGAGGAACAAUAUCAAGAUCUUCUUCUCAUUAUGGAACUUCUUACUAAUCUUCUGUCAAAAGAAUUCAUAGAUUUCAGUGAUACAGAUGAAGUAUUUAGAGGACAUGAGGCAGGACAAGCGGCAAACAGAUCUGUGUCAGCAGCAGAUGUUGUUUUAUAUGGUGUAAACCUAAUUUUGCCUUUGAUGUCCCAAGAUCUUUUAAAGUUUCCAACCCUAUGUAAUCAGUACUAUAAAUUAAUUACAUUUAUCUGUGAGAUCUUUCCUGAGAAAAUUCCACAGCUUCCUGAGGACCUAUUUAAGAGUCUAAUGUACUCCCUAGAACUGGGAAUGACAUCAAUGAGUUCUGAGGUUUGCCAGCUUUGUCUGGAGGCCUUGACUCCAUUAGCUGAACAAUGUGCAAAAGCACAAGAAACAGAUUCACCACUCUUUGUAGCAACAAGACACUUUCUUAAGCUGGUCUUUGAUAUGCUGGUAUUGCAAAAGCACAACACAGAGAUGACAACUGCAGCAGGCGAGGCAUUCUAUACAUUAGUGUGUUUGCAUCAGGCUGAAUAUUCAGAAUUGGUUGAAACUUUACUGUCAAGUCAGCAAGAUCCAGUCAUUUACCAGAGAUUAGCAGAUGCCUUCAAUAAGCUUACUGCAAGCAGCACUCCUCCCACGCUGGACCGUAAACAGAAGAUGGCCUUCCUAAAGAGUUUAGAAGAAUUUAUGGCAAAUGUUGGUGGUCUCCUUUGUGUAAAAUAAACAACAAAACUAUAUGCUUAAUUUAGACCCUUUCUGCAAAAUGCACUGAAAUGAAAGUUGACUUAAGUCAUUUUUCCUGUUCGUGGGUUCUUUGGCCAUUUUGGAUUUUGAAGAGCCUGAAAGUUUGUUAUGUAAAUCAGUGACACAGGAGAGGUCAACUUGGAAUCAGCUUCUGCUACUAUGUGUUAGCUACAAUCUGUCAUAUGUGUUGUAGAAAAUGAAUGGCAAUUUGAAAUUUUCAAAAUGAAAUUCCAUAUAUGUGCAAACAGAUAUGGCACCAUGAAAUAUAUAUUCAGUGCCUUUUUCCCCGUUUGUCUAAACAUAAAUGGCCAGAUAAAGGUUAGAAUUUUUGUUACUGAAAACAUUUUAGAUGGAGUAUUCUGUAGACAUUCAAAACUCUACCUGGUUUUAUUAUUAUAAGCUUUAUUUUUUCCUCUCUGAAGAUUGAGUUCACGAUCCAGUGGGGGGAAAAACAUCACCAAAUGUUGGGCUUAUUUUUUAACUUCUGUGUUUUAUUUGUUUUGUUUUCCUGCAUCAACCCAAUGUUACAGGUUUAUGUAAUACGGGUUUUUAUUUUUUCUGGUGCCUGAGAUUCAGGAGAAAAAAAGUUGUAUGUUUUGUUCCCUAAAAAGAACUUUAGGAACUGUAGCCAUUUCAUUGCCUUAAUUUUUAAAAAGGAAUACAGAAAGAGCAGGCAUUUUGGUAAAAAUGCAAGUUUUGACGCUUCAACAAUUGGUUUAGGUUGUUAGCUGCUGUCUCCCUAUUUCUCCUUUUGAUAGUAUGUAUUUCUGUAAACAUGAGUCAAUGAAAGGUUCAUGUGUAGUCUAUUUAAAGUUUGUUUUAAUCCAACUACAUUGCACACAGCUAUAACAAUCUACACUGAAUAGUUUGCUUAAGCAAUAACAAGUCAAAAGGGUAUAAGUUAUUGAUUUAUACAAACUAUAAUUUAAGUUGGGGCAUUAGAGGCAAUAAUUAUGCUAGGCUGGGAUGUUGUACUCUUUUCAUCAGGAGCCACAUAAAUUUGAUUUCAAAAGUCAAAACUACACUGUUAAAUGCUCUACUAUUUCCCACUUAUGUUUCAUAAUCAGGGACUUGCUUUCCAGUGCUGCCAUGCUCUCUUUAGUUCUGUGUGCCAGCUUAAAUAUUGAAAAUGACCAUGUUUUAACAAGCCACAAGCAUACUGAUCAGUCUGAUCUACAACAAGAAUGUAGCAAACUGUGAGGAUAGACUGUAUAGUCCUGUACUAUGAGCACAAUUGCAGUUUUUGAUAGGGAGGGAGGGAUUUGUCCUUCCACUGUGUUCAACAUUUGUGUGCUGUGGAAUAAUUUCUGUAUAGUAUAUCCACUUUUUAUUCAGUUGUGUGUAGUAUCACAUUUGUAACUCUGUGCCAUCUUUAUCAGUUCAUCUCAACGCAGUUACAGUCAACUAAUCGCUAGCAUCUAAAUUCUCUCCAACCCAUGCAUGUGAUAUGAAUUCAAGGGCAAAGUGCCAUCACUCUUUUGAGAUACCUUUUUCUUAAUUUAAUACAUUAUUAAAUAAAAGCUGGGCUGGAGUAAACCUUAUCUUAAAGGCUGUUAACAUAAAUCAUUUUUAGAAAAAAAAAUUCAAUUGAUAUGGCCUCUUUCCAUAUCUUAAAAUAUUUUCAAUAAGACUUAUUAAAAUGUGAAGCUAUUUUUAGAUUUCCUAAAAUCCCAUUUUCAUCCUUCAAGAUGUUAGAUUGUUGCUAUGUAUAUCAGUAUCCAUCUUAUUUUGCAUUGGUUUUCUAUUUUUCUUUUAACUAAUGACCUCAGUUUUCCAACCCUUCUUGGGCUUGAUAGUUAGAGAUGUACAUCCAUCUCCUUGCAAAAGGUAUGGCAAUGUAAAUUGUUGCUUUAAUAGUUGGCUGGCAGGAGCUGGAAUGAAAAUCAAGUUGGAAAAAUAAUUAACAGUAAUUUGGUUGAGUGAAAAGCAUUUUAAUGAAUAAAUGACAUUUAUAUUUAAUAAAA